Messenger RNA from Leptinotarsa decemlineata (Colorado potato beetle), 1134 nucleotides. RefSeq names its product mitochondrial ornithine transporter 1. The record is from RefSeq and is a predicted model, not a curated record. Gene Ontology annotation, cellular component: mitochondrion. Gene Ontology annotation, molecular function: L-ornithine transmembrane transporter activity. Gene Ontology annotation, biological process: mitochondrial L-ornithine transmembrane transport. NCBI's taxonomy places the organism in Eukaryota, Metazoa, Arthropoda, Insecta, Coleoptera, Chrysomelidae.
UAAUUCUAUUGGUGGAAGCAAGGUUGCACCGGAUUUGUUUCCUUUGAUUCAAUUCAAAUAAUGUGUAUUAUCACAAAAAUCUAUUACUCCAUAGAUUUGUUUGAAAGGUCAAUAAGUCCUGAAUUACAAAAGUUACACAACUCAUGUGAAGCGUAUGCUUACUUAUCUCAUUUCUAUGACAUACGUUCUCAAUUUAUUUCCAUGAGAUUUUCUUAGGUUUUGAAACUCGAUCCAGUUUGAACGAAAUUUGUCGUUUCCAAAAAAAAUUGACUCGUUAUCAUAGAAAAUAUGAGUGAAAACCGAGAUUCUAAACUUUUAAAAGAUGGGGUUAUCGAUUUUACAGCAGGAUCUUUGGGAGGCAUUGCACUUGUUUAUGUAGGACAACCACUCGAUACUGUAAAAGUGAAAAUGCAGACUUUUCCUCAUGUGUAUAAAAACAUGUUUGAUUGUUUUAUGAAAACAUUAAAGACAGAUGGGAUUUAUCAAGGACUGUAUGCUGGUACAGUUCCUGCACUGGUAACAAAUGUUGCUGAAAAUUCUGUUUUAUUUUUGUGCUAUGGAUUUUGCCAAAAAAUGAUCCAAAACAUCUCAAGAACAGAAAAUAUAGAUGAUCUGAGUAUUACUAGCAAUGCAUUCGCAGGAUUUACAGCUUCAUUUUUUUCAUCUGUGGCUAUUUGCCCUACUGAAUUGAUAAAGUGUAAGCUACAAGCCAUGAAGGAAACAAAUGCACAAAGCGUUCAAGGCAAUAAUAAAAAGGAAAUGAUUAGUUCAAUUAAAUUAACUACAGAUAUAGUUAAAACUGAAGGAGUAAGAGGACUAUUCAGGGGACUAGUUCCCACCCUUGUCAGAGAAAUGCCUGGAUAUUUCUUUUUCUUUGGAGGUUAUGAAGGUACAAGGGAGUUACUUAGAAAUCCUGGUGAAAAAAAAGAGGAAAUUGGAUUGAUUAAGACGAUGAUAGCUGGAAGUGUAGGAGGAAUCUUGUUUUGGACAUUAACUUUCCCAGUUGAUGUAGCAAAGUCUAGAAUACAAGUCAACAAUUUGAAUGAUAAUAUGGUGAAACUGAUUUUCAAAAUAUUUCGAAAUGAAGGUUUAGGAGCUUUGUAUAAUUCUACAAGACCUAAUUACAUGAAAUAA